Molecule: messenger RNA, 1866 nt
Organism: Capsaspora owczarzaki ATCC 30864
Lineage: Eukaryota; Filasterea; Ministeriida; Capsasporidae
Product: diphthamide biosynthesis protein 2
Exons: 9
Coding region: 15-1826 (603 amino acids)
Biological process (GO): protein histidyl modification to diphthamide
Molecular function (GO): 2-(3-amino-3-carboxypropyl)histidine synthase activity
Source: RefSeq, a predicted model, not a curated record
UUCACACCCCAAAAAUGACCCAAGCUGCAGCACCACAGUUGAAUGGCGUGACCGCCUUCAGCACCAACACUGACGCUGCCAUGAUGAUGCAGCCCGCAGCCUCGCUCCAAGCCAGCCAGCGCCCUCGCAAGACCGAUCCAGCGCUUGUCGACGAUGUCUACGAGAUUGAGCGCUGUGUGCGCCAGAUCCAAGAGCAAGGUUUUGGGCGGAUUGCGCUUCAGUUCCCCGACACGCUGAUGGUCGAUGCGCCCGCAGUGGCCGCCCGUCUGAAGAACGCGACUGGCAAGCACGUGUUUGUCCUCGGCGACACGUCGUACGGCUCCUGCUGCGUCGAUGAGGUUGCCGCACAGCACGUCAACGCAGACCUGGUGAUUCACUACGGCCGAACCUGCUUGAGCCCACCGUCCCACCUGCCCGUGAUCUUUGUCUUUGGCAAGCAGCCCGUGAACGUGGCAGACUGCCGCGACAAGUUUGCACAGCUGUUUGCGCCGACCGAGAAGGUCAUUGUCGCCUUCGACGUGACCUGCCAGCACGCGAUUCCGGCGCUUGCGGACGCCAUCCGACCCAGCCACCCGCAUGUCGUCUUCUCGGUCAUCCGCACGCCAACACUCGUCCCCAAGGCCAGCAAGCUCGCCUCGCCGACGCGCCCCUCGCCACCAACCUGCUCGACAGCUUCUGGCACAGUGUCUGCGUGCGGUACUGCGACUGGGGUGGGAUGCGGCUGCUCAACUGGCUGCAGCAGCACCGAUGCUUCUGCCGCUUGCUGCUCCAACCCCGUCGCUGUGCCCGGCGCAUGCUCUCGCCAGCCGCCGAGCGCCCCGACGUCAUCCUCCUCGCUGUCAACCUCUCCCACGGAGGGCUCGCGCGUGCCGGCCAACCAUGCGCUGACCCACAACGAGUCGGUGCAGAUGCAAAUCAACGCGACCCCGCGCUCCGUUUCAGACCAUGCCGCUCACCCCACCGAGACGGGCCGUAUUUUCGUUUUGCCCGACGGAGACACAGUCUCCGAGUAUGCCAUCUUUUAUGUCGGCCAGGAAUCGCUCACCCUGACCAACUUGAUGAUGACCUACAACUCGUGCCAAUUCUUUUCGUACGACCCCGUGUCGACGCUGGCACGCAAAGAGGCUCUCAACGUGAGCCGUGCUUUGAUGCGAAGGUACUUUUUGAUUCAAAAGGCCAAGGAGGCGCAAACAGUUGGCAUCAUUGCUGGAACUCUUGGCGUUGCUGACUAUAUGACUGUCAUCGAGCGACUGAAGCGUCUGUGCAAAGAUGCUGGCAAGAAAACCUACGUUUUCGUCAUGGGCAAACUGAACGUGGCCAAGCUCGCCAAUUUUAUGGAAAUUGACGUUUUCGUUCUGGUAGCAUGCCCGGAGAACAGCCUGAUUGAUUCACAGGACUUUUUCAAACCAGUUGUGACCCCGUUCGAGCUGGAGCUUGCCUGCGUCAAGGGCAAAGAAUGGACGGGCGCCUAUGUGACUGAUUUCCGGCAAAUUCUGCCUCGCUUGGCUGAAGGCGUGGACGAAUCUAGUCUUCCAAUCGCUUCCGAGGACGAGGAAGUACCAGAGUUCAGUUUCAUUUCGCAAUCGAUGCGACCCAUGCGUUCCACAUUGGAUGACCCUUCCCUCAUGUCCGCUGGCGAGAUUCAAUUGCGCAAUAUGCAGCACUCUGUUGCCGUUCAUAGUCCCGCAGCGGACUUCCUGGCAUCGAGGUCAUUUAGGGGCCUGGAGCAACAGCUGGGUGAAACUCAAGUGGUUGCUGCAGUCGAGGGCCGACGAGGGAUUGCCAGCGGCUAUACAGAUGAACAACCUGCACGACAUGACAGUUGAUUUGUUUGUUUACUUUGUAAUACACUACUAUACUGACAAA